Messenger RNA from Xenia sp. Carnegie-2017, 892 nucleotides. RefSeq lists its product as uncharacterized. Lineage: Eukaryota; Metazoa; Cnidaria; Anthozoa; Malacalcyonacea; Xeniidae. The transcript has 5 exons. The record is from RefSeq and is a predicted model, not a curated record. The coding region runs from base 1 to 657 and encodes 218 amino acids.
AUGAAAUCCGUAAAUCUACGUUCAAUGGGAAUCGCUCAAAAUAAGACACAACUCAAUGUUGAAUCCAUGGAUACUUGUACAAUAUUCACAUCUGAAAACGAUUAUCUAGAAAAUGUAGAGGAGGAAGAUAUGUCAUUAUGUUCAUUGAGGUCGAACGAAGAGAAUAAAAAUAUAAGAAAUUCGACAGCGCUCAUACAUGAAAGUACUCUUAAUGAAGAUUUCAUUCCAAAUGAUAUAUCAUGCAUUGAAGGCCAAAAUGAAAGCAUAUAUCUUCCAGGAAUAUGCUACACUGGCAGUUUUGUUAAAUUUCAUGGACAAACUUCAAAAUUGAAGAAACGAGUGAGAUUUGAUGAAAAGUCACCAAAACUGAAAACAACAGAUGAAAAAGAAGUACAGAAACUUAUGAAGGAAACGGCUGAAAAUCCAAGAGAUAUUACUCCUGAGAGCAAUGAAUUCCCCAAGGACAAGAUGAGCAGUUUGAAAAGACAACGGCGACUUGUGUUUAAAAAUAGUUCUGAAACAGUCCCAGCCUGUUGUCUUUUAGAUCUUGAAGAAACCAAAAACAAAAAAAAGUGCCUCACCUGGUUUGGUAAAACUCCCUUGGUUGUUACACUUGAAGAAUCUGAAACAUUUCCAACAGAUAUUUUGUUAACUUAAUUGUAACAAGUCAGGUUUGUUGAUUUUCAUUUAAUUAACUGUUUCAUUAUUAUUUUAAAUUUAUGGCAUGUUAUCUAUAAAAGGAAAAGGAAAAAAUGAAGAAUUUAAAAUAUGCUUCUAAUUUCUAAAUAUUUGAAUAAAAAAGUAUGUACAAUUUGUCAAUAGUUGGUAAAUAUUGUUAUUUUCAUUGCUAUGUAAGUACCAUAACAAUUAAAAUCAAACUUUUGUUAUGUCA